GCAUUUCUUGUCUUUAAAUUUAUUGAAGGGGAAGUGGAGAGAUAAGUCUGUGCUCUGUCCUUUGGUUCUGGAGAGGGAGAGAGAUUUCGUUUUGUAGAGAGAAGCUUCGUUGAGCUAUCUGUCUCUGAAUCUCUGCAUAUGCUUGUGAACAAGAUCUAGUGAUGUUUUGGUGAAAGAACAGGGGUUUCAUCAUGUCUUCGCUGAGUAGAGAGCUAGUUUUCUUGAUCUUGCAGUUUCUCGAUGAGGAAAAGUUCAAGGAGACUGUUCACAAGCUUGAACAGGAAUCUGGGUUUUUCUUCAAUAUGAAACAUUUCGAGGAUGAGGUGCAUAAUGGAAAUUGGGAUGAGGUAGAGAGGUACCUCUCCGGAUUCACAAAAGUUGAUGACAAUCGUUAUUCUAUGAAAAUAUUUUUCGAGAUUAGGAAGCAGAAAUAUCUUGAGGCAUUGGAUAAGCAUGACCGGUCCAAGGCUGUCGAUAUAUUAGUAAAGGAUUUGAAAGUGUUUGCCACAUUUAAUGAGGAGCUUUUCAAAGAAAUCACUCAGCUAUUAGCAUUGGAGAAUUUCAGGGAAAAUGAACAACUAUCCAAAUAUGGAGACACAAAGUCAGCAAGAGCAAUCAUGUUGGUUGAGCUUAAGAAGCUUAUUGAAGCAAAUCCCUUGUUUCGUGAUAAAUUGCAAUUCCCAAACCUUAAAAAUUCAAGAUUGCGAACUCUCAUUAACCAAAGCUUGAAUUGGCAGCACCAGCUUUGUAAAAACCCUCGACCAAAUCCAGAUAUAAAAACCCUUUUUGUUGAUCAUUCAUGUGGACAACCAAAUGGUGCCAGGGCUCCCUCUCCUGCAAACAGUCCAUUGCUUGGAUCCUUACCUAAAGCUGGAGGUUUUCCGCCUCUGGGUGCACAUGGGCCAUUUCAACCUGGGCCAGUACCAACUCCUAUGCCACUUACAGGCUGGAUAUCCAAUCCUUCCACCGUAACUCACCCAGCAGUUUCUGGAGGAGGGGCUAUUGGUCUUGGUGCUCCAUCAAUUCCAGCUGCUUUGAAGCAUCCAAGGACUCCGCCAACCAAUCCUUCUGUAGAUUACCCAUCUGGGGAUUCUGAUCAUGUUGCCAAAAGAACAAGACCUGUGGGAAUCUCUGAUGAGGUUAAUUUGCCAGUUAAUGUGCUGCCAGUAACAUUUCCAGGUCAAGGUCAAGGUCAAGGUCAUGGUCAUGGUCAUGGCCAUGGCCAUGGCCAUGGUCAGGCAUUUAGUGCACCCGAUGACUUACCGAAGACUGUCACACGGACUCUAAAUCAAGGAUCGUCUCCUAUGAGCAUGGAUUUUCAUCCUGUUCAACAGACUCUUCUUUUAGUUGGCACGAAUGUGGGCGACAUAGGGUUGUGGGAGGUUGGCUCCAGGGAGCGACUGGUUGUAAGAAACUUUAAGGUGUGGGACCUCAGUGCAUGUUCAAUGCCUUUGCAGGCAGCUCUAGUCAAAGAUCCCGGUGUAUCUGUGAACCGUGUGAUUUGGAGCCCUGAUGGUACUUUAUUUGGAGUGGCAUACUCUAGGCACAUUGUGCAAAUACAUGCUUAUCACGGGAAUGAUGAUGUGAAGCAGCACCUGGAGAUUGAUGCUCAUGUUGGUGGAGUAAAUGAUCUUGCAUUCUCCCAUCCAAAUAAGCAACUUUGCGUGAUUACCUGUGGUGAUGACAAAACUAUAAAGGUUUGGGAUGCUGCUUCUGGUACUAGGCAGUAUACCUUUGAAGGUCAUGAGGCACCUGUUUACUCAGUUUGCCCUCACUAUAAGGAAAACAUUCAGUUCAUCUUUUCAACUGCACUGGAUGGAAAGAUUAAAGCAUGGUUGUAUGACAAUUUGGGAUCUCGAGUUGAUUAUGAUGCUCCAGGUCGCUGGUGCACAACCAUGGCUUACAGUGCUGAUGGUUCAAGACUUUUCUCUUGUGGAACAAGUAAAGAUGGUGAAUCGUAUAUUGUUGAAUGGAAUGAAAGUGAAGGGGCUGUAAAAAGGACCUAUCAUGGAUUCCGCAAACGUUCUUUGGGUGUUGUGCAGUUUGAUACUACGAAAAAUCGAUUUUUAGCUGCUGGUGAUGAUUUCUCCAUAAAGUUCUGGGAUAUGGACAAUGUUCAACUCUUAACAUCAAUUGAUGCUGAUGGAGGCCUCCCAGCUAGCCCACGCAUCCGCUUCAACAAAGAUGGCAGUCUCUUGGCAGUUUCUUCCAAUGACAAUGGGAUCAAAGUUUUGGCAAAUUCAGAUGGUAUUCGAUUGUUGCGUACAUUUGAAAAUAUCUCCUACGAUACCUCGAGAGCAUCAGAAGCUACAAAGCCUGUCAUAAAUCCAAUUGCGGCAGCAGCAGCAGCAGCUGCUACUAGUUCUGGACUUGCUGAGAGAAGUGCCUCUAUGGUUGGCAUUACUGAAAUGAACGGGGAUGCUCGGAACUUGGGAGAUGUAAAACCAAGAAUAACCGAAGAAUCCAAUGACAAAUCAAAGAUAUGGAAGCUGACUGAGAUCAAUGAACCAUCUCAGUGUCGGACUUUGAAGCUACCUGAGAACCUGAGCCUGAGAAUAACCAAGAUAUCAAGGUUAAUAUAUACAAACUCAGGAAAUGCAAUUUUAGCAUUGGCAUCGAAUGCUAUUCACCUUCUCUGGAAAUGGCAAAGAACUGAUCGUAACACAACUGGAAAGGCAACUGCUAGUGUGCCACCUCAAUUAUGGCAACCAUCGAGUGGCAUUUUAAUGACAAAUGAUACUCCUAACGUUAAUCCUGAGGAUGCUGUUCCUUGCUUUGCGUUGUCGAAGAAUGAUUCUUAUGUCAUGUCAGCAUCUGGUGGAAAAAUCUCUCUUUUCAAUAUGAUGACAUUUAAGACAAUGACCACUUUCAUGCCUCCGCCACCUGCAGCAACAUUUCUUGCUUUCCAUCCUCAAGAUAAUAAUAUUAUUGCUAUUGGAAUGGACGAUUCCACUAUUCAGAUAUAUAAUGUUCGUGUGGAUGAGGUUAAGAGCAAACUGAAAGGUCACUCACAAAGAAUAACAGGCCUUGCCUUCUCUCAUGUAUUGAAUGUGCUAGUUUCAUCAGGAGCAGACGCGCAGCUCUGUGUGUGGAGUUCUGAUGGUUGGGAGAGGCAGAAGUCUAGAUAUUUGCAGCUUCCAUCUGGAAGGACACCAACAGGACAAUCAGACACACGCGUACAGUUUCAUCAGGACCAGAAACACUUCCUUGUUGUGCAUGAGACUCAGCUUGCCAUUUAUGAAACAACAAAACUAGAAUGUGUAAAGCAGUGGGUUCCCAGUGAAUCUUCCGCUCUAAUAUCUCAUGCAACAUUCUCAUGUGAUAGUCAGCUAGUAUUUGCCAGCUUUUCCGAUGCAACUGUCUUUGUGUUCAGUGCUGGUACCAUGAAUCUCAGGAUGCGCUGCCGUAUCAAUCCCUCUUGUUAUCUUCCAAGUGUUAGGGCAUCUGCUGUUCAUCCACUUGUGAUUGCUGCGCAUCCACAAGAACCAAAUCAGUUUGCUUUGGGAUUAUCAGAUGGUGGGGUUCAUGUCUUUGAGCCCCCUGAAUCUGAAGGCAAAUGGGGUGUUCCUCCACCAGUUGAGAAUGGGUCAGCUGGCAGUGUGCCAGCUACCCCUUCAGUUGGGCCAUCUGGUUCGGAUCAAGCCCAAAGAUGAUUCUAUGGCUGCCAGAAUACAAGUUCUUUUACAUGCUUGGCUUGGUUGCCCAUCUCUAAUUAGUUGAGGUUCAUGAUAUGCUAUUUACUUGAGAAAGAAACACGAGAAGCUGUAGAUUUAACAUGUUGGUCAUCUAAGGUUCCAGUCGAGUAGCGUUGGACACGCACAGCCUCGUAGAAGGAAUGAUGUAGACGCUCUGUUUAUUUCAGUUGGGUCUCGUCUCAACUGUGCUAGUAUUAUCAAAACCUUUUCCACCAUUCCAUUGGUCUUCUUGCCUCAAUGAGCUUCACCAUUGCCAUGGCCCUUGCCUAUUGUAGUCAGUAUGGCAUUCCCUUGCUGAUGUCUCUUAUCAUCUGCUGCUUGCCAUAGUGGCAUGGAAGGCAAACUUCCACUGUAUCGAGCAUAAUGUCAACAAACGAUUAGACAUGUAAGUUGCCAUUGAUGGUUUAAUGCCACCACCAUCACCAUUGGAGCUCAAGAAACCCAUAUCUCGUGGGCACCAGAGAAUUCAAAGUUGGCAGCCAUUUUGAAGUUGAGGGGAUGAUAUGUUUGCGAAGCGUUCUUCCUUGAAAGAUCCAAGUAGUAGAUGUAUGUCUUCUCCAACAUCUGCUUCUGAAAUGCGUCCUUAUCAAGAACCUGGUUUGGAUUGCAACAGAAUGCAACAACACAGUGCCAAAGAUUAAAUUCAUCCAGAAAUCAACAAACUUGAUAAGACUCGGCUGUUUUGUUAUUUGAUGAUAAAAUAGAAGGGUACACGAAUCAGGUGGUGGACUGGAGGGUGGGGGGUUGGGGUGGCUUCAGCCUUCAAGAACGGCCUCAAGAUCAUCAUUCCUUGUGCAUACCAAAAUGGGCCCCUUGAAAUCAAGCGGCAUUGGCUCUACCCUCUUCUUAACAAGCAAAUUCAGGACGUUGCCCAUCUCAAAAUACAAAAUAGAGAGGGUUUUCCAAUGCUUAUGGUCAUGCCAUGAUCUGUGUAGUAAAACUAACUUUGGUGGAUUGACAUAAACCAAUAGGCAAUGGAAUCUGGCAAGGAAUGUUCGUUCCAAAAUCAUUACUAUAGGCCUGUAAUGAUAUUGAUUUGUUGAGUUAUUGCA
Molecule: messenger RNA, 4747 nt
Organism: Tripterygium wilfordii
Lineage: Eukaryota; Viridiplantae; Streptophyta; Magnoliopsida; Celastrales; Celastraceae
Product: protein TOPLESS-like
Exons: 28
Coding region: 192-3653 (1153 amino acids)
Biological process (GO): regulation of DNA-templated transcription
Molecular function (GO): protein binding
Source: RefSeq, a predicted model, not a curated record